Messenger RNA from Crotalus tigris (Tiger rattlesnake), 4446 nucleotides. It is a transcript of the gene LRRC8E, whose product is annotated as leucine rich repeat containing 8 VRAC subunit E. Bases 541 to 2925 code for a protein of 794 amino acids. NCBI's taxonomy places the organism in Eukaryota, Metazoa, Chordata, Lepidosauria, Squamata, Viperidae. The record is from RefSeq and is a predicted model, not a curated record. The transcript has 3 exons. Gene Ontology annotation, molecular function: protein binding.
UCCUACUUGGAUGCCACUUCUGCUUAGACGGUAAAGGAGAGGAAAGGCUUCUCCCUCAUGGUCGGACUUACUGGCCCCGCUUGGUGCACAAGGCAGAGGAGGCCACCACCCUCCUUCAGCUGCUCCUCUGCCACCAAGCGCCCAGGAAAAGAGUUCCAGCCUGGGCCGGGCUGGAGAGGCACUUCCCUAGGGUGGUUCCAGGCGGCAGCCCGUCUCAGGUUGUUCCUCGUUGCUUGCGUGGGUUGUCGGGCGGCUUCCUCCUAGUUGCUCCUCGGCGGCAGCGCCCUACAGAAGGUUGCCUCCCUCCUUAAAGCCACUUUAGGGCAAUGGGGAGAGAGGCGGGAUCGCCAGGCGCCUGGGGAGGAAGAGGCACUCCACUGGAGGCGGGCGCAGAGGCGGCGGCGGCGGCGGCGGCUUGCACAGGGGAAAGCAGCGAAGGGGGGCACGGCCGCCCGGAGCAGGUGGCCCCAGCGGACGAGCCGGAUCAGGAUUCCCCGUCCUACCAGGACAGACGACCAGAGACCACCGACCUCAGGCAGUAUGAUUCCAGUGGCUGAAUUCAAGCAUUUCACAGACCAGCAGCCUGCUUUCAAAGUACUCAAGCCUUGGUGGGAUGUGCUAGCUGAGUACCUCACCAUAGUCAUGCUGAUGAUAGGCGUUUUCGGUUGCACUCUGCAAGUGAUACAUGACAAGAUUAUUUGCCUUCCCAAUCAUGUUCCCAGCGGUACAGCUCUUACUGAUUUAACUUGUGAAGAUUUCACCAAGAAGACAGUCAAUAACUCUGAACCAAUCAAGUCUUCUGUCCACCAGAAAAUGAGUGGAUUACAGAACAACCUAGACCUCCAACAGUACAGCUAUAUCAAUCAGAUGUGUUAUGAGACAGCCCUUCACUGGUAUGCUAAGUACUUUCCUUAUCUUGUUAUUAUCCAUACACUCAUGUUCAUGGUGUGUGCCUCUUUCUGGUUCAAAUUUCCUGGUACCAGUUCCAAGAUUGAACAUUUCAUCUCCAUUAUGAGCAAAUGCUUUGAUUCACCUUGGACUACUCGAACCAUCUCAGAAGUUUCUGAAGAGGAGAAUACAAGCUCAGAAAAGGUGAAUCAGAACAAGAAAAGUAAUGUUCCCAGUGAACUGAUUGAACUUUCUCCUACAGGAGGCUCUGUUACAAGAAAGAAAGUUGCAGAGUCCCCUUCCAGUAGCAUGUUGGGCAAAAAGGAAGGCGAGGAAGCCAAGGCUUUGUUUGAAAAGGUGAAAAAGUUCCGACUCCAUGUUGAAAAAGGAGACAUCCUUUACACAAUGUACAUCCGCCAAACUGUUCUCAAAGUUUGCAAAUUUCUAGUUAUUAUUGUCUACAAUGCAGUCCUGGUUCACAAUAUUAAGUUCAUAGUGCCCUGUAGUGUCAAAAUGGAGGAUAUGACAGGCUAUGACCAUUUCUGUUGCAAUCAUACCAAAGCCUAUCUCUUUGCUAAGCUGGCCAUAUGCUUCCUCGCUUUUCUUGGUGUAUAUGGUAUGACCUGCCUCUAUACUCUUUAUUGGCUCUUUCACCGGCCACUUAAAGAGUACUCAUUUCGCUUUGCUCGUGAGGAUACUGGCAUCAAAGAUAUCCCUGAUGUUAAAAAUGAUUUUGCUUUCAUGCUCCAUCUCAUAGACCAGUAUGAUUCCCUUUACUCCAAGCGCUUUGCUAUAUUCCUCUCUGAGGACAGUGAGUUCAAACUUAAACAGCUCAACCUCAAUCAUGAGUGGACACAUGAUAAAUUGCAGCAGAAACUGCAGACAAACCCUAGUGGGCGCCUAGAACUCCAUCUCUUCAUGUUGCCUGGGUUGCCUGACACUACUUUUGAGCUGAUUGAGUUGGAAGCGCUAAAACUGGAAUUGCUCCAAGAUGUUACUUUCCCAGCCUCAGUAACUCAACUGAUCAAUCUCCAAGAGCUAAUGCUGAUCAAUUGUCCUGCUAAGCUGUCCUUUACCUCCCUUAAGUUCUUCCGUGAACAGCUGAAGGUGAUGAUGGUAAAUUUUGAUGACAUAAAAGAUAUACCUGUGUGGAUUUACAACUUGAGAGGUUUGGAAGAGUUGUACAUCUCAGGAUUUUUCAACCACGAGAUGGGCCGGACAGGAACUCUAGAAACCUUACGUGAGCUAAAGAACCUAAAGAUUUUGACACUGCAUAGCAACAUCUCAAAACUGCCACCUAGUGUGGCUGAUCUGGCCACUCACCUGCAAAAACUUAGGAUACAUAAUGAUGGGACUAAGUUGGUAGCCCUUAAUAAUCUCAAGAAGCUCUUCUCGUUGCAGGAGCUAAAAUUGAUAAAUUGUAAUCUGGAACGGAUCCCCCACGCUAUCUUUAGCCUUGUGAACUUGCAAGAGUUGGAUUUGAAGAAUAAUAAGUUGGUUUCCAUUGAGGAAGUCAUUAGUUUCCAGCAUUGCCGAAAGUUGAUAUGUCUCAAACUUUGGCACAAUCAGAUUUUCACCAUCCCUGAACAUAUCCGCAAACUCAAGACCUUGGAGCAACUUGACCUCAGCCAUAAUUACAUUGAAGCUCUCCCUUCCCAACUCUUCAUGUGCACUAGGCUACAUUAUUUGGAUCUUUCCUACAAUAAAAUUCAGACCAUCCCUUCUGGUUUGGGAGUUUUACAAAGCCUUCAAUAUUUUGCUGUUUCACACAAUUGCUUGGAGACAUUGCCCAAUGAAAUUUACUUCUGCAAGAAACUCAAAGUUCUCAAAGCAGAACACAACAAACUGCGGCGCAUCUCAGAUCGCAUAAGCUGGCUUCCUUUGCUGUCCAGGAUGGAGCUGAAAGGGAACCAGCUUGAAGCCUUACCCUUGGAGAUUGGUCAGUGCAAAUUCCUCAAGCGUAGUGGUCUGAUGGUGGAGAGCAAUCUUUAUGAGACAUUGCCUUUAGAAGUAAGGGUAAAAAUGGAGGAUGAAUGACUGAUGUGAACAGUAGGCAAGGACUGUAAUUUCUCAAGUGUGACUGUGUAGGCAUAGAACCAGAACACAUAAGAGUCUGGCUCCAUUCAUUCCAGAUGCUCUCCCAGGAACUCCCAACCUUUUUUCUAUGUCACCAUGGAAUGGAUGUGAUAAGUCUAAGUCUAGCAAAUCUGUAUCUUGGGAUGAAAUCAGGAGGGAGCUGACAGCUUUAAUCCUAGGAAGAAGUGUGGAAAUGGGAAACCUCAGCAAAAAGAAGUUGAAAGUAUCAUUUCAGUUUUGUUCUAUUUUUCUGAAAAACACCAGUUUUCAGAACAGUUAAAUAGGAUAAUUUAUAAGAAAAAAGGCUGUACCAGACCAAAGGAUCAUUGUAUUUAAAUUUUAUGUGUUUAUGUGUGUAGAUAUUUUUGAAUUGCUCUGAAGCUUUGCUAGAUACUGUUGUUCAAGUGGAUUCAUUUGUUCACUCCUAGCUUCUUGUUUGGAGAGAUUGCCUAAUUUUUUCAAAAGUGAUUCUGGGUGGUGUUUUGCCUAUUUAUUGCAAUAGAUGAGAAUUAGUCAGGGACUAGGUAUUUUACAUAAUUAUCAAAAAAACCUAGCUCUUUUUAUUCUGUUCUUCGUUAGAAGAAGAAUCGUGUUCUAAAAUGUGGAAGAGCCAAACCACAAAGCAUUUGCUUUGAUCAAUAAGGACUCAUCAUAUGAUGUAACAUCUAAUUUUUCUAUGUCAAAUUGGCCUAAAUUCUAUCCAACAUUCUGCCAACGUGAACAUCUUCGCAGUGCAGGAGGAUAACCAUAUACAGAGUGAAGUACCUUCCAUACAUAGCAGGUGCUGGGAAAUAUUGGGGCGAUCCCCUAAUUUUUUCUCAGUCUAUCAGAUGACAAAGCUAUAGGAGACAUACAAUGUAACUCUUACAUCUCAUUAAUGAGACUGUCUGCCCUUAGAUGAUGAAUACCCAUUCCAGGAGUCUUAAAGGAAGACUCAACUUUCAGUCCUAUUAACUUAUGCCUACAGAGGGUAAAUCAUAAUUGUCAUGCAUUCUUAAAGGCUUUUGACAAAGACCUUCAAACAAAGACUUGAACAAGCUGUUGCAGUCUUGAUAUUAAAAAAAACCAAGAGGUUCUUUUAGUAAUUAGUAAGUAAUAAUCAGCAAGGGAACAUGAAGUAGUAAUGCAAGGUUUUCAGGAAUCUGCCAUUGGAAGGUCUUUCUGUUGAUUUAUUUGAAGAAGGCAUUAGAUCUCUGCCUUAAGCUCCUGCCCUGAUGGUACCUCUGACAUGCUGUCUAGGCAGGGCCUUGCUUCUAAUCAGAGGAAAGGGCACUCCAUUUGAGGUAGCAUCAAGCAAAUGCUUUGGUGGGAAUAUUAGAUUAUGGCUGGGGAGACUUCAAAAGACUCCUACGUGAGGAACAACCCAGUUGUUCUAGAUCAGUGGUUCUCAACCUUUUUAAUGCCGCGACCCCCAACCGGUCGUAAGUUGAGGACUAAACCGGUCGUAAGUCAAGGACUAAACCGGUCGUAAGUCAAGGACUA